Symbiodinium sp. CCMP2592 is the source of this 333-nucleotide messenger RNA. The record is from the annotation of a GenBank genome assembly. Lineage: Eukaryota; Dinophyceae; Suessiales; Symbiodiniaceae.
AUGCUACUGACUGAGGUCAUGAUUGAUGACAAGCUUGUCCCCCUGCCCAACGCUGUGAAGACGAAAGACUGCAAAGGUGUGUACGGGUACAAAGAGUUCGCGGCACAAGGCAUUCUCGACAGGCUGGAGCCGAAAAGGCCGAAUUCCCAGAUGUACGUCGGGGAGCUCGGCAAGAUGGCGGCCGAUGUGACUCUCGCGUGCUCUGAGUCCUCGACGUCUGCCGUGGUCUGGCAGUGCGAGGUGAAAACCGGGGACUUUCUCGCCCCAUCCAAAAUGGUCCUAGUCAACUCUAAACAGGUUGACGUGCCGGUCGGAGACUCGAAGCAGCUGUAA